Messenger RNA from Oncorhynchus masou masou (cherry salmon), 3340 nucleotides. RefSeq names its product band 4.1-like protein 5. NCBI's taxonomy places the organism in Eukaryota, Metazoa, Chordata, Actinopteri, Salmoniformes, Salmonidae. The transcript has 25 exons. Gene Ontology annotation, molecular function: cytoskeletal protein binding. The record is from RefSeq and is a predicted model, not a curated record. Bases 315 to 2567 code for a protein of 750 amino acids. Gene Ontology annotation, cellular component: cytoskeleton.
UUGUGCUUUGCCUCCCACUUCUCUUGGGACUUGUGAAAAUUGUCUCGUUUGCGUAUCGAGUAGGAGUUAUUGUAACGCUAGUAAGACUACAUGUCAAUCAUGGAUACGUAUUAGUUUUACUUUGUGAAGGUGGAACAGGCAAGUGGUUUGGUUAUUAUUUUAGAUAUCGGCAAGUAUUUUGUGAGUAUUGCUUAUAGUAUAGGACUUUCGGAUCUACAAGUGGCCAUCGGCGGCAUCAGCAAGUGUGAAUGUCGGACUUGUUUCAUCUGUUGCUUCAGCAUCCUCACAAUAGGUAGUGUUCACCAGGCCCAACCAUGCUGAGUUUCCUCCGCCGGACGCUGGGCCGACAGUCCAUCCGUAAGCAUGCUGACAAGGCCCGGUUGAGAGAGGCCCAGCGGGCCACCACACACAUCCCUGCUGCCGGGGACUCCAAGUCUGUCAUCACCUGCUGUGUGUCAAUGCUGGACGGCACAGACGUCAGUGUGGACCUAGCGAAAAAAGCCAAGGGUGAGGAGCUGUUUGACCAGGUCAUGUACCAUCUGGACAUCAUAGAGAAGGACUACUUCGGACUACGCUUCAUGGACUCUGCACAAGUACCGCAUUGGCUUGACAUUACAAAAACAUUAAAAAACAAGUCAAAAGUAAUCGGACCUCCAUACUGCCUUCACAUGAGAGUUAAGUUCUACUCCUCAGAACCCGACAACCUGCAUGAGGAGUUGACCAGAUAUCUAUUUGUAUUACAACUAAAGCGAGACCUCCUCAGUGGCAAGUUAGAAUGCCCUUUGGACACAGCAGUGGAACUGGCAGCCUUCUCGUUACAAGCUGAGCUGGGAGACUGUGACCCUGCAGAGCAUGCUCUGGACAUGGUGUCUGAGUUCCGCUUCAUGCCAGAGCAGACGGAGGCCAUGGAGCUGGCCAUCUUCAACACCUGGAAGGAGUGCAGAGGUCAGAUGCCGUCGCAGGCAGAGAUUAACUACCUGAACAAGGCCAAGUGGCUGGAGAUGUAUGGGGUGGACAUGCACAUGGUCAAGGCUCGAGAUGGUAAUGAAUACCAGUUAGGACUGACUCCCACUGGAGUGCUGGUGUUUGAGGGAGAGACCAAGAUAGGCCUGUUCUUCUGGCCCAAGAUCACCCGUCUAGACUUUAAGAAGAGCAAGCUGACCCUGGUGGUGGUGGAGGAGGAUGGAGAAGAGGCUCAGGAGACAGGAGAGGGCAAAGAGCAGCAGCACACGUUUGUGUUCCGUAUGGACCACCCCAAAGCUUGUAAGCACCUGUGGAAGUGUGCUGUGGAACACCAUGCUUUCUUCCGGCUCCGCGGCCCCGUCCAGAAGGGCUCAGCGCGCUCCGGGUUCAUCCGCAUGGGGUCACGCUUCCGCUACAGUGGGAAGACUGAGUACCAGACCACCAAGGGCAACAAAGCCAGGAGGUCAGCAUCGUUUGAGAGGAGGCCCAGCCGACGCUACUCCAGGAGGACCAUGAUGAACCGGGGAGCCAACAAACCCCAGGAUCACAACAACGGAAUGAGCCCCAACACAGAUGCCAAGCCCCUCCACAUCAGAAGCCCCUGGUCCCUGCCCGUGGUCAGCCCUGCAUCCUCAGUCUCCACCAGCAGACCUAUGAAAAUCGAAACCCUCCCCAGGAGUCCUGGCGGUGGCCAAUCGGAGAAGAGGAGCAUGGCCUUGCCACUCGUAGCCGAUCUGCUGGAGACAUGCGUUAAUGAUGUCACCCAUACACCCGUUCCCAUGGCGACAGCAGGCCUGUCUGAGGAGGCGGGGCUAAGCAUGGCUGCCUCCGCCUCCAGCCUCACAGGGGAGGAGAAAGUCUCUCUUGCAGAGGCGGCAGCGCGGCUGAAGCAGCUGGAACUACACAGUCUCUCGCUCCCUGUCCCUUCCAGAGCCAACCUCAACAUGAACAACCAGGAGGAAGUGGUGAAGCUCACAGAGGAGUGUCUGAACAGUGUGGCUAGCAGCUCUGUGCCUUCUCCACUUUGCCCCCCAGAGGACCUGAAGAGGAACAUUAUCAAAGCCCAGGCACAGGCUGCCCUCAAGAGCUCCCUGGAGGAGCACGUUGUGAUGGGGGACAAGAACACCAAUGUACAGGAAGCUGCAGCCAGUGUUGAGAUGUUGGCUGUGGAUCUCAUGCAAUCAGCACCUAUGAUGCCCCUUGAAAUACUUGACGGGGGGCAAACAACAAAGGCCAAACCUGAGGAGCUGAAGAUGCCCACCCCUCCGUCACUGCGGGCCCCGCUGAGCAGUAACCUGAUAGACUUCUCAGACCCAACCCCAGUAUCACCGCCACCAUCAGUGCAAUCCAAGCCCAUGAUGUCACCUCGCUGGAUCAUCCCUGCUGCUGCACCACUCGCUGCCAUCUUUACGGACGGCCUCUUUGACCUUGACCCCUCUGCAAAGACCGCCGCCCCUCUCCGACCUGAAGGGGGGGCUCUCACCCCAGCCCUGCACCCCCAUCUCUCCUCUCAAACGCACAAUGUGAUUGACACCAGCAUUGUGGCCCAGCCACCCAAAGAGCACGGCACCAAGCACAAAGGUCUGUUGACCACUGAGCUCUGAGUGGGAACCAGGGAGGGAGCUAGCUUCUACCCUCCUCACAACGAAUACUUCCUACUCCUGGUGUUUCCAAACUAGGGGACUACUUCCUACCCUGAGCACAUUCAUCUCCUACUGCAUUCCCAAACCUGGGAAGUUCCUGCCCUAGCAAUCAAGAGAUUGGAUCAUUGUAAUUCCUCGUCUCACUAUAUUCCAGUUUGGAGCAGUGUUUUUCUGUUAGUACCAACGUUGGUUCACUGCUUCUUGUCAUAAGAAUUCCUACAAAGUGCACAGACUCCCUUUUAGAAAUGUUUAAAGCAGGAAGAGACUGCAAUAAGUGCUAAGGAAGAGGACAUCUGUUCCUCAAGCCACUGAACGACACUGGAGCACUGGACCUGAACUCUGAGAAGAUGUGAAACAAUGACUUUCUACUAACGGUUUUUUGUCCUGUUUUUUUUUAUAUAUAUAUUUUUCUUUUUAAAUUUAAAGUCAUACAGAGUGAAUCCAUCAAGUACCAGUGUUCAGUUAGGACCUGAAUCUGAUUAAGACUCAGUUAUCAGAGACAACAGCAAUAUGUAGAAUGCAGACAUGAAUUUAGCCACAUCUAAAAUGUUAUUCCUAUUUUGUGUCUAUAUAAAAAUGCUGUAGCUACAACCUGCCUUAAGCUAGCAGGAUGUUAAAUUAUGAUCGCAUAACUUUACACAGUAAGAAAAUACUACCACUACCACUACUAAUCCUACCACUACUGUUACUAAUACUACCACUACUGUUACUAAUACUACCACUACUGUUACUAA